Messenger RNA from Nycticebus coucang (slow loris), 4727 nucleotides. It is a transcript of the gene GZF1, whose product is annotated as GDNF inducible zinc finger protein 1. Gene Ontology annotation, biological process: regulation of transcription by RNA polymerase II. Lineage: Eukaryota; Metazoa; Chordata; Mammalia; Primates; Lorisidae. The transcript has 5 exons. Gene Ontology annotation, molecular function: RNA polymerase II cis-regulatory region sequence-specific DNA binding; protein binding; DNA-binding transcription factor activity, RNA polymerase II-specific. Gene Ontology annotation, cellular component: nucleus. The record is from RefSeq and is a predicted model, not a curated record. The coding region runs from base 2183 to 4357 and encodes 724 amino acids.
CCUGCAGGGCCCGGCCCGGCUCCUCGCCUCCCGCCUCCGCCUCCCGGUUGUCGGCGCGUGCUAACUGUUCCAAGGAGCGGCAGGCCUUGGGGUUGUGGGGACGGCCCUGGGCCCGAGGGACAGGCCAGAUCCACGCGGCCCCGAUGCCUGAGUCGGGGAGGCAGCACGUCCGGCAGAGGAGGGGCUUGACUCUAGUUGCAGCAGUUUGUUCUCAUAUCGCCUUUCGAGGGGCCGAAGGGGCCGGCGACCGCGAGGUGGCGGCCGCGGAGUCUCGGCCGGGCGGGGUGGCGCUGUCAGGGCCGGGGGGACGCCCGCAGCCUGGAGCCCGGCGGAGGCCGUGUCCCUGUGCUCUGCGGAGCUGCGGACAGCGGUUCCCGGGACCGCGAGGGCUGCCCGCGUUAGCGCAGGUGCUCAACGCGGAGAGACGUCCGCGAGGCCGGGGAAGGACAGUGGGGCACGCAGCUGUCACUUGGUGCAGAUAGCUGUGGCCACGAUCGGUGCCUUCUCUGGCAGCCAGGCAAAAUAGGAAAUCGUGCACUGAACCUGCUUUGUUGAUGGCCUGAGACAUCACUGCCUGGCUGCCUGCCUGUACGAGGCCCCUCGGCAGAGGCUCCAGGGAGUCGGGGCGGGUGGCUAGCGCUCACGUCAGGCUGAGAGCUCUGUAGCCGCCUCUUCCCGGGCUGGGACUCGGGUCACCGACUCCCCCACCCUCAGCGUACCUUGUAUCUCACCGCGCCUGCUUGUGGACCCUUCUUCAGGUGACGUUGCUUCAGUCUCCAAGGGACUGGGUUUACAGCUGACCUCUCAAAGGGCAGGCCCCGUGUUUGAGGGGUCUUGUCUGUGGGAGCAGUAUCAUUUUGGGAGCUGGAGAAAGGGAGAGGGUGGGACUGGUUUUCAGGGAAAAUAAUCACAAGUUUUGCUCUAGACAUAUUGAAUCUGAAAUGACGUCUAAGAUCUGGCUGAAGGAGACUGAAGGAAGGUGGAUGCUUAGGGUGCGUGGAACUUGGAAGAGGAAGGUAGAUUUCAGGAGCAGAGGUUGGGGGUGAACUUUGUUGCAGUUUGGCCAGGGCCGGGUUCCAACCCGCCACCCUUGGUAUAUGGGGCCUGUACCCUACUCACUGAGCCACAGGCGCCGCCCUGGGGGUGAAUUUUGAAGAUAAAGCACAUACUCAGGGAGUCUGUGGAGAGAGUGGAGCCGGCAAAGCAGAAGAAAUGACGAUGGGGUGGGGGUAUCACAGAGGCCCAGGUGGGUCUAGUGGAACCUGCAUGCCCUCUGCAUUGGGAGAAGGCAGGGGUAACCAUGACCCUUUGCAAUUGAAGAGUCUGAAGCCAGGGGUGUGGUGGAAUGUUUGAGUUGAAUCCAGAGUCUCACCAGGCCAGGCUCAAAUCUGAGCCCAGCCACUUACUGUUACCUGGUUAGUUCCUCACUUGGGAAAUGGGCAUCUCACCUGCACCUGCACCUUCACCUGUGCGUGGGAAGCCGGAUAACAAGUAGCCAGAGGUUUCAGGCUCAGCUGGGUGCACUUGCUGUGCUGCUCUACUGGGAACCUUGCAACAGCCUUCUCUGAGGAGGGAACAGGCUCAGAGAAGUUAGAUUUUUCUUGCUCACAUUAGCACAGCCUGUAAAAAACUGGAACCUGCAUCCAGUAGAGUAACAGUAAUUCAAAGUGUGCAGUGUUUGGACUGUGAUAAAUGGUGAUGGAGUGUGAACUUCUUUCUUGGAAGUUUUCCUCAUACAAAGUAGUUUUUUAGUUGGUUGUUUGUAAAAGCAGAAAGAAUUUUCUAGGGGUUUUCAGUUUGCUCUGAGAUGGUAUUGGCCAUGUGUUUCAUCUUAAUUAUUUGGUCUCCUGAUCAGAGAACUAAACAUUAUUGUUGCCAUAAAUUCUAUUACAAUUUUGAGGCUUAUGUCUGUAAGCAAAUUAGUGACCUUGAUAAACAAAUCACUGCUUUCAUGUAUUUAAUCAUUUAUGUUUCUCAUUGGAGCAAAUCUUUGCAAUAUUCCAUUUUUUCUUACAAAUAUUAUGUUAGGGGAGUGCAUCAGGAAAUUCACUUCAGAAAACUGCUAAGAAGUACAAUGUGGUCUGAGAAAAGCUAGGUUGUUAAUGAGUUUAUAUCUUCUCAAAAACUGAAGUAAUCCUCAUAAUUUUUACUCUUUUUAUUUCUUUGGUUGCUCAGACAUGAGAUGAUUCUUGUUUUUGUUUUCAAAGCUGUUUUUAGCAAGAAGAUGGAAAGUGGUGCAGUUCUGCUGGAAUCCAAAUCUUCCCCAUUGAACCUUCUGCAUGAAAUGCAUGAGCUCCGGCUUCUUGGUCACUUGUGUGAUGUGACGGUCAGUGUGGAAUAUCAGGGUGUCCGUGAAGACUUUGUGGCCCAUAAAGCAGUGCUGGCAGCCACCAGCAAGUUUUUUAAGGAAAUGUUCCUUAAUGACCAGAGUGUGGAUGGUGCUAGGACUAAUGUCUACUUAAAUGAAGUGCAGGUUGUUGACUUUGCUUCGUUUCUCGAGUUUGUCUACACUGCAAAGGUACAGGUAGAAGAAGACAGGGUGCAGCGAAUGCUGGAAAUGGCUGAAAAACUGAAAUGUUUGGACUUAUCAGAAACUUGUUUUCAGUUAAAGAAACAGAUGCUGGAGUCUGUACUUUUGGAAUUGCAAAGUUUCUCAGAGUCUCAGGAGGCGGAGGCAGGCAGUGGCUCCCAAGUCAGUGUUGCUUCGGGCUCAAGGGGCAGUGGGGGCACAGAGGGACUUCACUCCAACGGCCUGCUGGAGCCCUCGGCCUCCCCGGUGGAGAGAGUCAACAAUGGAGUGUCAUCAGAUAUGCCCAAGGAGAGGAAGCCCAAGGAGAAACUAGACAAGAAGAGAGAGGGAGUUAAGCCUCCUUACCCCAAAAUCAGGAGAGCUAGUGGCAGGCUGGCUGGCAGGAAGGUCUUUGUGGAAAUCCCUAAAAAGAAAUACACAAGACGACUCCGGGAGCAGCAGGACAGUAUAGAAGAUGAGUUGGGAGACGACACGUGUCUUCAGGACCAAAGCUCUGAUAGUGGCGGGGUGGACAGGGAGCCUGUUGAAAAAAAUGAGGGGUGCUGUGCAGGAGCCCAGGUGAAGGAGGUGUUGCAAAAGGCAGGUGCGGAGGAGGAAGAGGAGGAGGAGGACGACGAAGAGGGAGAGAAGAAGAGGAGCAACUUCAAGUGCACCAUCUGCGAUAAGGCGUUUUUGUACGAGAAGAGCUUCCUGAAGCACAGCAGACACCACCACGGGGUAGCCACCGAGGUGGUGUACCGCUGCGACACGUGUAGCCAGACCUUUGCCAACCGCUGCAACCUGAAGAGCCACCAGCGCCACGUGCACAGCAGCGAACGCCACUUCCCGUGCGAGCUGUGCGGGAAGAAGUUCAAGCGCAAGAAGGAUGUGAAGCGGCACGUGGUGCAGGUGCACGAGGGCGGCGGCGAGCGGCACCGCUGCGGGCAGUGCGGCAAGGGGCUGAGCUCCAAGACGGCGCUGCGGCUGCACGAGCGCACGCACACGGGCGACAGGCCCUACGCCUGCGAGUGUGGCGCCAAGUUCUCGCAGCCCUCAGCGCUCAAGACCCACAUGAGAAUUCAUACAGGGGAAAAGCCUUUUGUCUGUGAUGAAUGUGGUGCAAGAUUCACUCAGAACCACAUGCUGAUUUAUCACAGAAGGUGUCAUACAGGUGAAAGACCAUUCAUGUGUGAAACAUGUGGCAAGAGUUUUGCUUCCAAGGAGUACUUGAAACACCACAACAGGGUCCAUACUGGCUCCAAACCCUAUAAGUGUGAAGUGUGUUUCCGGACUUUCGCCCAGCGGAAUUCACUUUACCAGCAUGCUAAAAUCCACACAGGGGAGCGUCCCUACUGCUGUGACCAGUGUGGCAAACAGUUCACCCAGCUCAACGCCCUACAGCGCCACCAUCGCAUCCACACUGGGGAGAGGCCAUUCAUGUGCAAUGCUUGUGGGCGCACGUUCACCGACAAGUCCACCCUCCGGCGGCACACCUCGAUACACGAUAAGAAUACUCCAUGGAAGUCUUUCCUUGUCAUUAUAGAUGGCUCACCCAAGAAUGAUGACGGGCACAAGACUGAACAGCCUGAUGAAGACUACAUGGCACCCAAACGCUCAGAUAAAUUGCUGUCUUUUGCAGAAAACAGCCAUUUCCACAACCUGGCCACAGUCCAAGGCACUGUAUCCACCAUACAUGAGAACAGUUCUGCAGACGCAGCCUGCAAAUCAGACAACUCUGUAGUGUCCCAGGACACUCUGCUCACUACCACCAUCAGCGAACUCAGUGAGCUGGCUCCACAGACAGACUCAGUGUCCACACAGCUGCACCCUCUGACCAACAUGGAAUAGAGCUGACGUUACUCGCCCGGCAGUUCCCAUCUUGUUGGUCUUUGUGGGUAGAUAGCUGUACUCAAGGUGAUGUUGGGGCUAAGAAAAAUAAUUGUGAGCAAAGUUGGGGCAAGAAUGGCUUCUGCAGAUUUUCCUGAACUUCUGCGAACUUGCACAGCUUUCUCACAGCAUUUUCAAAGCUUUCCCUGCACAGUUCUGAUCUACAUGAUCUCGGCGACACAUUACUGGCAAGACAGCACACAUGACUUCACUUAAUUCUGCCGUGGGCUGUGUGUGUCAUUCAUCCAAUGCUUUUCUAUCUCGAUGUUUAGACAACUGCUCAUUUCACUGCAGAGGACAAAGCAUUGAUGACCUCACGACCCUGCUGUGA